Messenger RNA from Pomacea canaliculata, 3342 nucleotides. Its product is annotated as glutathione gamma-glutamylcysteinyltransferase 3-like. The record is from RefSeq and is a predicted model, not a curated record. Gene Ontology annotation, biological process: cellular detoxification of cadmium ion; response to metal ion; detoxification of copper ion. NCBI's taxonomy places the organism in Eukaryota, Metazoa, Mollusca, Gastropoda, Architaenioglossa, Ampullariidae. Gene Ontology annotation, molecular function: metal ion binding; glutathione gamma-glutamylcysteinyltransferase activity. The transcript has 3 exons. Bases 64 to 1665 code for a protein of 533 amino acids.
UUUCCGGUAUUGCUUGGCACCCCGAUACUCAAGAUACGUAUAUUUGCUGUCUGGGAUAAUGAGAUGUACAGACAAAUUGUGAGACAUUUUACAGUUGUCACUAACGUUCGACUGCUGACGCCGAAAUCGGGAUUUUCUGCAAAAUUAAUGGCAACGUGUGCAAAUUGUCACAGCAAGACAGCAUGUCAGUCACAUGUACACUGCAUGGGGGAAGAAAAUCAUAAAACAAUGGCAUUAGCAAAUGAACCCGUUCAAAGUCUUUCCCCAAAGAAGUUAUCAGCUGCAGAACAAUUUUAUCGCAGGCCUUUACCUGAAACCUGUAUAUCGUUUGCUUCAGAGGAGGGGAAGAAAAUUUUUAUGGAAGCCUUGUCCUCGGGUUACAUGAACUGCUACUUUCGACUUGCAUCACAGUUUCGAACACAAGAUGAACCUGCAUACUGCGGGCUGGCUACCCUCGUUAUGGCACUAAAUGCACUGGAGAUCGACCCAGGCCGUGUGUGGAAAGGACCGUGGAAAUGGUACCAUGAAGACAUGCUAGACUGUUGCAUUUCGACAGAGCUGGUGCGAGUACAAGGCAUCACAUUUGAUCAGUUUAUUUGUCUGGCAAACUGUAAUUCACUGGAUACUGAUUGCGUAAGGUGUGAUGACUCAACAAAUGAGAAAGCCUUCCGAGAUGCUGUACAAACCAUGACACAGAGAGAAGAUGCAUUUCUCAUUGUCUCCUAUUCACGACGUGUGUUGAGUCAAACAGGGGAUGGACACUUUGCUCCAGUGUCUGGUUAUCAUCCUGGCAGGGACCUGGUUUUGAUUCUGGACACAGCAAGAUUCAAGUACCCUCCACAUUGGGUUCCACUAACACUUCUUUUUCAAUCAAUGCAGGCAUUGGACAAAGAAACUGGAUUGCAACGAGGCUACAUAAGGGUAUGGCCAGCAAAAGAUGCAAAGUCCUUACUUCUCUUCAGAGUCUCAGAAGGACUUAGUGUCAACUCCAGCAGCGAUGCUGUACAGAAUAUCCAAUAUUUUCUCUCUAUGUGGAUCCAGCUCUUGACACAAUCCUUUCAGCAACCAGAGGGCUUCACCCUUGAUUCAGCUUUGACAAAAGCAAUAGAGGGCAUGUUGAAGUUUGCAUGCACUCUUUCCCAAGAGAACCUCAUCUUAACCACUCAACAACACAUCACAUGCAACAAGUCAGGUCGUGUGCAGUGCAUCAUUGAGAAUUUGCUGGCUGAGCUGGAGAAGACACCAUUGUUUACUUCACUCAACAACAUUGUCAGUAUGCUAUCCAAGUCAGAUGUUCAGAAACUGGAAAAUAUCUUUGGAGUUUGGCAUAGCACAGUGGUUGACCCACAGAAGCCCUCAGUUGACAAUGGGCGGAUGACCGUAUGCAGUUUGGAGGGCUGUGAUUUGACGAACCUAGUGUGUUUGUCCCAUUUGAUGGCCAUCUUCUUGUUGUCCUGGCCAUAUACAUUGCAGCAUGGAAAAGUUGCUGGUAAUCUGGGAGGAGUACUGCACUCUUUGGUUCAGCAAACACUGUUUAGUUUUCAUGGAAAAUACCUCUUUGAUGAGGUUAGUACUCUUCGCCGGCAAAUGACAAAGCUUAUGGGAUUCCAUGCACCAUCUCUGUCUGGAUCAGUUAAAGUUAUAUGUGAUAGAAUUAAGGUAUAGACUUAGACUUUUCUCCAUUUUUAUUUCAAGCAACUCUAUUUUUGUCUCCUGUUGCCAAGAUCAAAGUCUUUUAAGUUUUUUUUUUUAACAUAUGUGAAUUUCAAAGGAAAACAGGGGAGAGAAUGUGCUGUGAUAUUAUGUGGUGUCAAAAAGCACUUUCUCAGAAUUAUGUACAGAACUGUACCAAGUGAAAUAACUUAAAUAAGUAGAGAUGAUUCUGUAAUCAACAUUUAUGUAUCAGAACAAAGGAUUGCAUAACUGUGACUGUACUUGGAUUGUAUGCAUUCAUGCUGUUUUUGUAUAUUUUUCUUCUGUGUAUUAUGGUAUAAAAAUGCUGUGUUGAUUUCAAGAAACUCCAAAAAAGUUAAUUUAUAUUGAUACAAAGAGAACUACAUUUAUUGGAGAAAAAGAACUUGGUCUUUGGUUCCGCCCACCACCUACCAUUUCUCCUCAAACAAUUUUCUCCAAGGAUUGUAAACUUUUUCCUUUGUGGUGACCAGAAUUUUUCUUGAUGUUAAUGUUCCUACACUUAUUUAUUAUUUAUAUAUGUUUACUACAUAUAUGUGUGUAUAUAUCCACACAAAAUGCACUCUGUGUGCUUGCAUUAGUCAUAUAUUCUGGUCACCCUUUUUCUGAAAGCUCUGAUAUCGCACAUUUGUAACCUAGUUUGAAAAUGGACAACAUUGCCAAAAAAGUAUUCCUUUUUUUUUUUUCCCAAGUCAUUGAAAUGGGAUAUAUAUAUUUCUUAAUUCUAUAUUUUUUAAUUCAAUUUUGCAGAUGUCUCGAAGGAUUUAGGAAAUCAUGUUAAAUGGAGGAUGAGGAUAUUUAUUAUACCUGGUCUUUUUCAAGUAUGAAAUAGCAGAAAGUUGGCUGUUGAAAAUUGUUUUUGUUAGAUCUGAAACUCUUAUAAUACUUCUACUACUUGUUCCUAGUCACCCCCAGUGGAGCAUAGGGCCACAACUACAUCACACCAUUGGAUCCAGUUUGGGCACCCCUUUUUAGUUGGGACCAUGUCAUGCCAGCUGCCUCCGCCUCGUUGGGGACUGAUCUCCAUGUCUGUCUGGGUCUACCCUGUGGGCUCCAGCCCAGAGCUUAUCACGCUAAAUUGUCUGCUGGCUUUCACAAGGUGUGACCGAUCCAGGCCCAGUUCCGCUUCUUGAUGUCUUGGCUGCCUGGUGUUUGGUUGGUUUUCUCCCACAGGUCUGCAUUGGAGAUGUUAUCAGGCCAUCUGAUGUUGAGGAUGUGGUGCAGACAAUUGCUGACGAAUGUCUAAAUCUUGUUAGUGGUGGUGUUUGUCACACAUCAUGUCUCAGAUCCAUAUAGAAGGACUGACUUUACGUUUGCAUAUCUUUGUGUGUAGAGAUAAUGUCUUAGCGUUCCAGAUAGGAUACUACUACUGCAAAUGUAAUUAAAUUAUGCAUUUUAAAUGUUUUGGGUCUUUUGUGUGUUUGAACACAUUAUUCUGUAAUACUGUUUAUGUGUUUUGUGCAGAAUGUACUCGACUUCUUUUAAAUCUUUCGUUGUCAAAUAGAGGAUUUAAAGCAGUUUAUGGCUUGCUUCUGUUUCAGUAUUUCAUCUUGACAAUCAUUUGCAUUCAUUACUACUGUCCAUUAUCUCAGAAUGGUGUAUUUCUGUUCAGUUCUCUUGGAAACAAAAAAUAAAUCAGCUGUAAAUGUG